CCCUGGGAUUUUUAAUGACCACAGUCAGGACCUCGGUUUUACGUCUCAUCCGAUGGUCGGGGUCUUUUUACACUCGAGUGUCCUCGUCACUGCUGGCAUAAAAUAUGAGUUUCACCCUGAUCACACCUGAUUCUCUUGAAAGUUAUAAUUCUAAUCAGGGAAAUUGCAUCCUACAAUCGUGCUGUUGCCACAAUGCUUUGUAGUGCAUCUGUCAUGCGUGGUAGUACUGCUGCACCACGCAGUGAGAACACAUGAAAACACUUUCUAUGGUGCUGCGGUAAAAGUUCAAGAGGAAUCACAAUAUAAAUAACCGACUUGACGGUGAAUCGGCCGACGUGCAAACCCGCUUCGUCGGUUUAGGUGACUGUGGACAGAGGUCAGCCCCUGACCGGGCACAGGCCGGCUCCCGGCGCCUCUCCUGCCCGCCGAGCGAGACCGGCCCCCCCGCGCGCCCCGCGCCCGGCAGGAUUAUGGGAUAUUAAAGUCCUCCGGCGGCGCGCUGCCGCCAUGUCUCCCAGAGAGAAGCGGCGGAUCGCGCUGAUCUCUGUGGCGCUCCUGGCUGUCGCGAUUUUCUGCUUCGCUCUUUAUUACAUACCGACUUUCCUUUACGUCUUGUUCAUCCUUGGAGUGUGCACUGUCGCCUGCUUCUGCCACGCCGGCGGCCCGUCCCAACACACCAGGCUCGGCCCUCAGCCUCGGCCUGCCCUGGCCAUCCCGCCGGCGCUCAGACGCUGGUUGCCGGGCAAGACCGCGAACGGCGUGCCCUCGGCGGGCCGGGUCAGCUCCCGGGGCCACCAGGGCCGCCCCGGCAAAGGCGAGCUUGGGGAUUCGGCGGCGCCCAGAGGCGAGCGGCGCUGGGAGGUCCGGGGCGCUUUUCAGAAGGAGGCAGAAGGCGGCGGCAACGGCUCGUUUGUGUUCAGCCCCCGGGACCUGCUGAUGGGGAGCUACCUCAGUAAGGCGGACAGCCCCGGAGCCGGCGGGGCGAGCAGGGAGCUCCGGGAGAGGCUGGCUCGGCCCAACCAUGCCGUGCACACCCCCAACAGGAGACUGUCAUUCGGGGACAGCCUGGGCGCGGCGGGCCGCUUCAGCAUCACCCCCCAGCGGCACUACCCCCUUCAGCAGCCGGGCUGCCCCUCGCUGGGGCCGCUGCCCCCCGUGCAGUGGGACGGCUGCCGCAGGAAGAACGUCCUGACGCCACGCAACUCCCCGGCGGCGCGCAGCCCCGUGACGGUGAAGAUCGCCCGGCCGGAACCCAGCCGGACCCGCUCCCCCCUGUUUGACCGGCUGUCCUCUCCGCUGACCGCGCUGGCUCCUGGGCUGGGGGCCUCGGUGGACCCCUGCUCGAAAGAAGCCGUCCUGACCGCGCUGAAGGAGGGGCGCAAGAGAGAGGUGGAGGAGGAGGAGGGAAGGAGCUGCAGUGAGGGACAAGAGAGCAAGAGAAGGAGGCACGACAGCAGUGGGAGCGCCCACUCGGCUUUUGAACCACUGCUGGCCAACGGGGUUCCCUCCCAGCUGGUGCCCAAGCCGGGGACCCUGAAGCGCGGGGCGAACGCCUUGCUCACGGAGGAGACCCUCAUGAAGAGAUCUCGCACGUCCUCGGUCAGCUCCCUCAGCUCCGGCCUGGCCCCCAGCGGCGUGCUGGGCUCGGCCCGCAACCCCAUCCUCAGCUCCUACAGCUCGUCGCGGGGCUGCCUGCAGCAAAAGAAGACCCCAGCUCUCAGCCUAUCCCCCUUGUCCAGCCCUGGCUCCUCACGCUCCCAGACCCCAGAGAGACCAACCAAAAAGCUCAGGGAAGAGGAGGCAUUCUCGUCCACCUUCUUGUCCGCAGCCAAGUCGGAUACGACCCCGAAGAGCCAGGCCAGAGAGACAGAGAAACCCUCACCGGCGCCCACGGUGCCCGUGGCGCCCUCCUCACCGGCCUCGCGGGCCGCGGAAGGCAAGCGCAAGCGCAAGAUCCAGCUGGUGUCCAGCCGCAGGGGAGACAGCAUUACCCUGCCGCCGCCCCCUGAGCUGGGAUACUCGAUCACUGUGAGCGACCUGGAUUCGGAGAAGAAAGCAGCUCUUCACAGGAUCAGAAAAGUCCUGGAGGAACCUGAGCCAGCCAAACCCACGCCAGCCCCUGCUGUACCCCUGUUCUCGCAGGCGGCAGUGUCUGCUUCCUCCCCCUUGGGCACUGCCAGCCUGUUGCUCUACACAAGCACCGCCGGCGCCCCAACACCCCCUUCAGUCAGCAUCGCGGCUCCAGCCAGCAACCCAGGCAUGGCCAGCAUACCCCCCUCUUCCUCCUCCUCCAGUGGUGUCGCUCCAGCCUCCAGCACAGCUGCCAGCCCCCUGCUGGAGUCCCUGCGGAAGAUGCAGAACAGCCCUGCACUGAGCACUGCCCCCAACACAGGCUCUCCUGCAGCUGGUGCAGAGACGCCAAAGGCCCCCGUGGUGACGUUCAGCAUGAGCAGCCCUCCAGUCCUGGCUUCUUCGAUCCUAGGCGCUGCCCCGGUGAAGACGGAGCCUGGCCCCGCCCCGGCCCAGCUGCCCCAGCCUGCAGCCUCUGCCAGCCAGCCCUCGGCUACCCCGGCGGCGCCGCCCGCGGCGAGCUCCGGCAGCCAGACGGGCGCGCUGAGCUUCGGGCUGGCGAGUACGGCGCAGCCCAUGGCGGCCCUCUCCUUCGCCACCACCACCACCACCUCCGCACCCAACGCCAAGCCCCUCCUUUCCGCCUUCAAGCCUGUUUUUGGGGCACCGGCACCAGCUGUCACCAGCAGCUCGGCGGCGACCACGUUCAAGCCGGUGUUCGGGGGCAGCACGGCGAGCAGUGCUUUCGGGCAGCCAGUCGGGACGACCGGCGGUGCAGCGACGACCUCCUCGGCGACCGCGGCGACCAGCGCAGCCUCCAUUUUCACUGGGCUUUCCGCCAGCACGUCCGCCCCUGCGUCUGGCACCCAGACGCCGGCUAAGCCUGCUUUCGGGAGCUGGGGCGCAGGAGCCAGCGGCAGCACAGCCGCCCCGGCCAGCACCGCCGGCGGCGCGUUCCAGUUCGCCGGCCCCGCGGCGAGCCAGGCCACCUUCGCCUUCGGGAAGCCCUCCUUCGACGGGCCGGCCACGUUCGGCAGCGCGGCGCCUGCGGCGGCAGCCAAGCCCUUCACUUUCGGGGCCAGUGGGGCAGCAGGGGCCACCCCCUUCAGUUUUGGGGGGGCCACCACCACCACGGCUGCCCCCUCCUUCGGGACUCCCAGCCAGCCGGCUUUCGGCAGCGGCUCCACCGGCUUCUCCUUCGGCACCACGACCGCUGCCGCUGCUGCGCCGGCCUUCGGCUCCACCACGCAGACCUCCGCCCCCCUGCCCGUCCCCACCCCCAGCUUCUCCUUCGGAGCUGCAGCCAGCGCUCAGGCCAGCGCGCCCCCCGCCAGCCAGGGCGCCCCCCAGCCCACUGCGGGCUUCAGCUUCGGGGCAGGCCUGUCCAGCGCGCAGUUCGCCGCCCCCGCUGCCCCGUCGCCGGCCUUCAGUUUUGGGGCCAGCAACGCCAAGGACAGCAAGCCCGCCUUCGGGACUCCGACUCCGGCUUUUGGGCAGAGCUCCUCUGGAGGACCCCUCCCCUUUGGGAGCCCUGGCACUCCAGCCCCAGGCUUCGGCGGCCUAACAUCCACACCUUUUGGCGCCACGCCAGGAGCCUCCUUCUCCAUCGGCUCUGGCUCCAAGUCCUCUGCCCGGCAGCGACUGCAGGCUCGGCGCCAGCACCCGAGGAAGAAGUGAGGAAGGAGAGCUGCCAGCGAUCUUUUCCGGGCCCUGGCAUCAGGACGUCCCAGGCACAGACCCACAGGAUGGCUACUUGGCAGAACUGAGCUGCUACCAAUGUUGGAUUUCCAACUCGACCCCGACGCCCCCACACGCCCCGCGCUGCCUCUCGGGCCUUGCAGAGGUUUCACAGAGGAGCGGGCGGGAGUUUCUGCACCGUCUGUCUCGGCGUCUGGGGUCUUUGGAAAGGGGCCAAGGGGUUGGGGAUUUGGCACCGCAAACGAUGACACACAGUUUACUUGAACAAAGCGUUUCGAACCCGGACUGGACUCUGUACAUGUCUGCCCUGCCUCUCUCACCCUCCACCUUGGUUCUUUCAGAACUGUGCUGUUUUUUUCUUCCGGAGGUGCAGUGAGAGGCCAGUCCCUGUCCUCGUCUCUCCCCUGCUUGGCGAAGGCCUUACCGCAGGGGUGGGGCUCAACCACGGUUCAUCCCAUCUGCUCAGCUGGAGUGUGAGUUUGUGUUGAAAAGCAAAUCCCUGAAUAACUGAUCUUCAGUGCUGAGAAAGAUUGUUUUUCAAUUGGAUGGAUCAGAUCCUUGGGACCUGUGAAUUGUUUUGUGAUGAGAUUAGAGUGGCGUGUCACAGCUGGGCAGAUGAUUUCUUUCUGAGGUGUACAGGGCAUUCGAGAUCAUGCCCGAUUCCUAAGGUGGGCGAUUCUGGUGAAAGAUUGCAGGAACAUUGAGUGCUGCCAAUUGUUACAGGACCGUGGUCCAAAACUACCCGUUAUUUGUUCAGCAGGGUCCCCGGGCGAGGAGUGCUCUGGGACGAGGACAGGCAGGCAGGACGGCAGGGAGCCUGCGCUCAUACAGUGGUCAGUUUUAUUUCAGGGUGCAGGUGAACAUACUUGAUCCAACAUUUACCCACCUGGUGACUUUAGGUUAAUCAGUCUUAAAAAGUUGAGUUUUUGAGCUUUUGCUGCUGGGUGUUGAGGAGGUAUUGCGUAGCAGUUUGUCACAGAUGCAGGCGGGCCCCUGGGAGAAUAGGUCCUCUUCCGUAUUGUGGUGUCUUUCGGGAAGGGUGAUACAGCUUUGGUAAGACUGCACACCAGGCGUUGAUUCUUUUCUACAAUGUUCAAUGCAAAAAAAAAAAAAGCCCAAUCCGAAUUUUCCUCUGCUGGGGGGAAAUAAAAGGACUGGAUGUCUUUUAAGCGGGCGUGGGGCCGAGGCGCAGGCAGUCUGCGGGAGUGCUCCUGCUAUAGCCCCUGCUGGUCCAGGCUCGUCCGCGAUGAUGACGGACGAGGCCAUGAUGCUUUAGAGGAGCCCGACUUUCUUCUUCACCCGCCCCUGCACUGCUUCGCUGUCUAGACUACCUCUUGUACUUUUGGACAGUUCCUUGCCAUUCCCCUUGUGCUGGCGUGUGUGUGUGUGAUUUAACGGCACAGUGAUUUUAUUCGGGUGUUUCUUCUUUGGCAUCACCGCUGUUCGUACAAACUCCCUGCAGCGCCUUGUUCCUGCGGUCGCUGGCUGGCCUGCCCCCUGCGUGAGGCACUCGCAUGUCACAUGGGCUCCCCAGCUGGAGCACAGACGCCAGCGAGACUCCACACGGCGCGUGGUGGACCUGCGGGAGGCAAGGCGGGACACGGCCCUGGACCACAGAGCGGAUCUCUUGGGUUCUUUGAAACGCCGAUUGGCCCAGCUGUCCGUUAGGUCGAGCUGAAGCAGCAUCGUGAAGCGUACAGGUACCUGGAGUUGGUCAUCUGCCUUUAAAAACACUUUCUCCUCGUAACACUCAGUGGUUUUGUAUUUUUUUAAUGACUGAUCACCGCUGGUGAAGUGUCCUCGGACGCCGGCGGUUUGCUCUCGGUGAGUCGAGUUUGGAGGAAGGUGCAGUGAGUGGCGGCACAUUGGUAGUGCCGGACACAGGGGUGGGGGCAGGGGGCAUGAAUCGGGAGAAAAUUGGGUGUACUGAAGUGUUUUUAUUUUGUAUUCAUUGUAGCUCAGAGGCUACUUCAUUUUUUUUCCUUUUUUAAAAAAACCUCAAGUGUCUGUUUUGCGUGCGUAAGGUAUUUAAACGGAAUGCUUGAUCUCGGCAGCUGUCUCGUCUGUGCCGGAGGCCGGGCUUGUGGGCGGUGCCGGGCUGCACCGGGGGUCAGGGGUCAGCAGCCCAAGCCAGGGGGAUGUCAGUCUUCAAUACCGCUGCUAUGUGCUUGUCCUGCCAACAGCGCUGCUGCUGGUUCAUACUGUGACUCGGCCUUCAUCAAGGGCAUCGCACCACUGGAACGGGACUGUCGUUCUCGGCAAGCUUGGAAAGAGUUUUUCCAUAAUGGUGUGGAAAACUUGAGUGAUCUGUUGCAGUAACCUAUUGCUAAGAAAUUUUGUUUUCGGCUAUUUUUUAAUCGCUCAGACGGGAAAUCUGCUAUCUCUCGUUUCUGAAUGUGCCGCCUCAGCGGGGUUUGGCGCUUUGUGCUGGCGUUUGUGCGAGAAGGCCUUGUUACCCACUGUGGGCUGCCCAGAAGACACUGUUGUGAUAUGAUUCUUCGGCAGAGGGGAUGCAGACCUUACAGGGCCUGUGUGCCUUCAGUCAGUGGGGAUAUUUCUGGGGUCCUCUUCGGCUGGCGGUAACAGCCCAGAGAGCCAUGCAGAGCUGAAGCCCCCUGUGCGUUGGGCUGAAACACUGAAGACACGCGUGAGGCCGGCCUGGGGAUCAAGCCGGUCGUGGGAGAGGCUCGCUAGUGGUGUCCACAGGCCUCCUGCUGACCCGCGCGGACAGUGGGGCUCAAACGCCCCCCAGGAGCCUGAGACUGGCCCGGCUGGAGGACGAGCAGGCUGCUGGGUUUGUGACAGAGGGGUAUGAAUGUGUGUGAGGGGUGAUUGGCAAAGCUAAAUUCAGGCAAUGAAAGGUACAAAAUGAUAAAAACAAUAAAAGCUCUAUUUUUGUAUUAAAGCAGAUUGCCUUCUCUAGAGUUCCUUCAAGCUUGGCUCACUGAGGCAAGAUGUUUACAAGGGGGUAGAAUUUUUUUUUUCUGGUUAUUUUUUUUCCUUCAGUAGUUGGGAGGAGAAAACUUUUUUUUUCUUAAAAGGUGUGCGUCUGUAGAUGUUCUACUUUCAAAUGUGAAUGAGCUCUGGUCUGCAGUUGUGAACUACUGGUGUCUGUGUGUUGUCUGAAAGGGUGAGGGCUCGGCUGCGAGGGCACAGGAGAGCAGCUGCUGCUUCAAUCCAAGAGGCUCCUGCCACUGCACAGCCCCGCAUGCCGCAGGUCUGGGGCUAAAACACCAAUUGUGAGAAGCAGCUGACAUGUUAGGGGUACAAGUUUUAGAACUUGCUCUACCGUAAUAUGUAAACAACACGCAGAGAAAUAUGCAUGUUUGAGCUGCUGCAGUGGAUUGUGGUGCAGUGAAGGAGUUGGGCUACUACCAGCUCAGAAGGGCAGGUGCUCCUGGUUUGUCCCAGUCAGAAAUGUGGGCAGGUGACCAAAUGGGCUCUGCUGCUGCUGCUGCUUCUGAAGAGUCUCUUUUUUUUCACACCCUUUGAGUGAAUAAUACAGUGGGACCGGGAUCUGUCAACCCAUCCUGCCCGCCUCUUAUUGUAAGUUAGGAUUGACCCUGGAGGUUCACCAUCUGGGGCUGGUAUCAGAUCUGGUUAGUCACCCCUCUUUGUAACACGGGCUGAGUCAGGGCUCUCCAACUCAAUUCCUGCAGGGACUUGUCCAUUCUGUGUUUUUUUACAACCUCUGUAGUCAAUGAAACCUAAUUCUUUCAUAAACAGGAAUUCUCCUAGAGUUUUACACAGGACGUUUAUUUCAGUUCAGGUACAUUAUGAAGCCCUCUAGGGCCAAGUUAUGCAGCGAAGUAGAUCAACAAUAGAUCUGAGAAUGUGAAUAAAAAACGAAACGUUGAAGAUGACGAGCUCUGCAGCAAUUGAGUUUGAGAUCCCUGGUUUAGCGGUUUGGGUUUUAACUUCGUACAUAAGGCAUUCCUACACUGGACUCCUGGAGUGGAACUAGACGGGGAAAAUGUCAGUUUGAUUCUUCAGAAGAAUAAAUACCAUUUUUAGUUUAAGCUUCCAUUAUCGGAGAUCAUUUUAUUAGCGUAGCUAUGUGUGCUGGUAGUUUUCAAAAUGUGAGCACAAACAGUUGAUUUCCACAUGGUAGGCUGUGCUAGUUCACUGCAUAUAUGAUUUUCCCUAGACCUGUUUGACCUCUCCCCAUCCUGAUCCAAAAAACCAGCCCUCCCCUGUGGUUAAGAUUAGCUUUGUAAAUAAGUAGAAGUGUGGUGCCGAUGACUGAUGUCUGUCUGCCCAAGGGAGUCUUGCUUUUAAUCGAGGUAGCCAAAGUUGAAAGGCUUUCAUUUUUAUCCCACGUGUUCCAGUGGUCUAUUUUUUAUUUGCUUAAUUGUAGAAUAGGACAAAUAGGACUGAUUCAAAUGUCAUAGAGGGAAGCUUUCCUUCCUCUCAAUCAUGCGGCGAGCGGUGCAGCACAGUUCCUAUAAAACAAGAUGCAAAACACUUCUACAUCCGAUGCCAGUCCUUGGUCUUACCCAUUUAAAUGGCACUUCUCACAAGGUUUGAAAGCUGGAUUUCCUUGGGACGCGAGCAUGAGCCUUUUCUUCCUGUCUGCGCAGAUGUACGUAUGUUUGUGUGGCUCUGUGCGGUUUUCCUUGGAAUUCGUUUUUCUAUCAUUCCUCUUGGGAUUGUGGAAAAGGAGAAUGAAUGUGCAGACCUGGGCAGUGUAAUAUAUUUUCUCUCUGCUCAUUAUAAUGUCAUUAAAAAUUAAAUGGUUUUAAAUAAAA
Molecule: messenger RNA, 8516 nt
Organism: Lepisosteus oculatus (spotted gar)
Lineage: Eukaryota; Metazoa; Chordata; Actinopteri; Semionotiformes; Lepisosteidae
Source: RefSeq, a predicted model, not a curated record